This is a messenger RNA of Prosopis cineraria, 993 nucleotides long. RefSeq names its product acyl carrier protein 1, chloroplastic. Gene Ontology annotation, biological process: fatty acid biosynthetic process. The record is from RefSeq and is a predicted model, not a curated record. NCBI's taxonomy places the organism in Eukaryota, Viridiplantae, Streptophyta, Magnoliopsida, Fabales, Fabaceae. Gene Ontology annotation, molecular function: phosphopantetheine binding; acyl carrier activity. Bases 195 to 677 code for a protein of 160 amino acids. The transcript is spliced from 4 exons.
UCUUUAACGAGGAGGGCUAUGCAAGCCUAUUUUGAUUAUUGUCGAAAUGGAAAAGCCCACUUCGACUUCCUAAAGUCGGCCUAUCACUCUCAUAAUUACACGUCCUCCGAUUUCACGCUCUGCGCUACGGACGCGUUCUCCGUCACUUUCUCUUCUCUUUACUUCUGCGCCUUUUGCGCCUCCGGAGCAGCACGAUGGCGGCAAAUUCACUUACGGGAGCAUCAAUCUCCAUGCGGUCUCGCUUUCCUCAAUCGAAUCACAGUCUGGUUCGUCUUGUUUUCCAUCUCGAUCCUUUGCUACUGUGGAUUUCGUUUUUCUUCCAUACUUCAUCUGCUGUUUUUCAGGUAUUUCAUUCUAUUUCUGGGAGAAGCAACGUUUCCUUUAGUUGGCAGCCACACUUCACUCGCCUUAGAGUCACCUGUGCUGCUAAACCUGAGACAGUGGAAAAGGUUUGCAAGAUAGUGAAAAAGCAGCUAGCCCUACCAGAUGAUUCGAAUGUCACUGGCGAGUCAAAAUUUGCUGCUCUUGGAGCCGAUUCCCUUGACACGGUUGAGAUCGUGAUGGGACUGGAGGAGGAAUUUGGUAUUAGCGUGGAAGAGGAUAGUGCGCAGAACAUCACAACAGUUCAGGAAGCUGCGGAUCUUAUUGAGGCGAUAAUUGAGAAACAAAUUCCUUAGCACUGAUCCAUAUUCAUAAUCUGGGCUAAUGUGAAGUUCAUCAGAGUAUGCUAGUUGCGAAUUUUGGAAUUGCUUCUUUUGUUGGGAGAACAAAUAAAACAAACAAGCCUCGUGUAGAUCUUGAAACUUAAGAAAGGGAUUCCAUAGUUUUGUUGAGUCAUGCUGACUUCAUUGACAAGAGAACUGGCCAUUGCGGCAAUUGCGUUAGCGUGAAUUAAUAUUUAACCAGAAAAUAAGUGUUUACUUACUAAUAAAUAUUGGUUCAAUUUGUAAAGAUUUGGUUUACAUCCUGCAAGAGUAUGAUUUUAAAUUUUAA